AUGCAAUUCGGUCUUUUGUUCUACCAAACAGCCUUGUGGUUGGGCUUUCACAUAGACGGCAAGACCUUUACCAUCGCACCCAUGUUAGAAGACCAAGCAAACUUUAAGCUGAUUGAAAUUCCAAAUCCAUCAUCUCGGUUUAUCAUGUUGGAAGAGGUUCAACUCUCACCUAACGAUUUGAAAAUAAUAUCGAAUAAUAAUAAUUCUAUCACUCCAUCAUCAUCGGAACAGCAACAACAGAAAUUUGAAAUAUUAUUACAGCAUUUCAACGAGUAUUACAAACAACAUGAGCAAGAAUUUAUGAAUUGUUUAAUUGAUAUUUGGGAACAGGAUCAUUGUUCCAACACAACUUUAUCAUUUUCUGAAAUAUUACACAAAUUCCUACCACUGUCUCCACACAAUGAACAUUAUUCGGAAUUGGAUAAAGCCAUUCGAAAGUUUGUGCUGUAUUGCUGUAUUAAUAGCUUAUCAAACUAUGAAAAAAUCAAGCACAAGGAAAUUACAUUUAGGCUUGUAUCAGCAGAUGAGCUCCUUGAAAACAGGUUAAAAAUGAAAUUUAAACAUCAAAUGGAGCUGUUCUCAAAAGAGGUAUUUCAUGUUGAAUUGAAUGAUGAAGAGUCCAUCAUUCUAAAGACUCGUCUUCUCGAUUGUCUAAUUUUUCAAUCACAUAGUAUAUACUGGAACGAUAUUUGUAAAUAUCCUUCAAAGGCCAAGAGUUUGGAAGCCAGAAUUCGAAAAUGGUUAGAUCUUUUAGGAACAAAGUUGAGCUUUCCAGAAGCUCUCAUCCUCAAAUCAAAUGUUUUUCCAAAGCAUCUUGUUCCUACAUUGAUCAAAUGUAUUUUAAAUCAGAUAGAUAAGAAAGUGUUGCAUACGAUGAUGGAGGAUCAAUCACAAUUUCUGGAAUACAAGGAUCUUGUUAAGAAUUGGGAUAUCAAUACCUCAAGUUGGAAAUUCUAUGACAAUGUGAUCACCAUUGACUCAGAAGGCACUAUGGAUAUAGAUGAUGCCAUUUCUAUUGAAAGUUAUGAAACUAAUUCAAUGCGUGUGGCCAUACAUAUUACCAAUGUUGCACAUUUCUUUUAUUCAUAUUUAGGAAAUAAUUCUCUUCAAGACAUGUUGAAAGAUCCUAUUUUCAAGGAGGCAGCACGAAAAGUUACCUCGUAUUAUGACAGUCUCCCACGAUCGUCCGUUCUCUUCAGAAAUCCAGACGAACUCGAUCAAGAUGCAAGACAUUUAACAGUCUUUCCCAUGUUGUAUCCUUCCCUUUCUGAAAAUAUUCUAUCUCUAAAGACUGGAAAACGUCUAACCAUGACCUAUGAAUUUGAAUUUAAUGAUUUUGAUUCUCAGCCCAAAUUGUUAGGAAUUUAUCCCUCUUGUGUGAAUAUUAUUGAAAAUACAACCUACGAACAAGCAGAAGCAUUAUUUGAAAAAGAUGAAAAGUGGAACAAGUUAUUUUCAUAUUGCAGAGCUCUGUAUGAGAGGAGAAUUCAGAAUGGAGCACCCUCUUUUGAAAAUAGAAAAUGCUUAACUCCAGAGCCUUCAAAUAACACCACAGCAAGAUUGUCCAUUUCUGAGAGAAGAGGCUUAAAAUCUUCACUCGUCAUUAGUGAAAGCGCAGUGCUCAUAGGGUCCAUUGUUGGAGAGUAUUUUAAAGCGCACAACAUUCCUGGCAUUACUCGAAAUUUUGAUUCACGCAAAAAGAUAAGCUUAACAUCUGUGUGUAACAAAGACACUCCGAGUCCUUAUUUGCAACAAACAAGUCCAGUGAGAAGAUUCAUUGAUUUAUUGAAUCAACUACAGCUGUAUUUAUUUUUGACUCAACAAACAAUGCUUUCUGUUAAGCAACUGGAGGAACAUUGUGAUAGAAUUGAAUCAGAAUCUACCAAAGCUCAAGAAGUAGAGGAUCAUAUUAUCAUGUAUUGGUUUCUAUGCUAUUUGUGGGAACAUUAUGGCCCAUCAUCGUCAAAGAGUUCUACCGUUGAUGAAAGGAACUGCAAGGCGUUGAAAGGAACAGUCGGUAGAUUUGUCAGUGCAUUCACCAAGAUUAUACUCAAUGACGAGCAGUUUUGCUCGUUCUCCAUCCAUUGUGCGAAUCUACACUACUUGUUAGGUGGAAAAUAUUGUGUAGAGGGACUGCCAAUCAAUUUUGUAAUUGAAUCCAUUGAUUGGGAAUUACUGACAGUGAGUAUUCGUGUUGUUGAAGAAGGGGAACAACAUGAGCAAUUAUAG
Molecule: messenger RNA, 2229 nt
Organism: Naegleria lovaniensis
Lineage: Eukaryota; Heterolobosea; Eutetramitea; Acrasida; Naegleriidae
Exons: 1
Coding region: 1-2229 (742 amino acids)
Biological process (GO): mRNA catabolic process
Cellular component (GO): P-body; exosome (RNase complex)
Molecular function (GO): RNA binding; 3'-5'-RNA exonuclease activity
Source: RefSeq, a predicted model, not a curated record